AUGUUGAGCAUCCGAGGGCAUCGUGGCCUGUCACGCCUUGGAAAUCUUGGACCACUUACUAGUGAUGCAGUACUUGAAGCAGGGCUGCGGAGCACCAGUUGCCAGUCAGUGUUGUUGGAGGAUUGGGAUCGUUUAAAAAAUGACUAUAGAAGAAGAUUCUGCCGACCUUCCAGGGUACUUGACAUUAAUAAGAAGCAAGGACAGAAUAUAAUGGAUAUCCUACAAGACUGUUUUGAAGAAAAUAGCAUUGCUAAUGAUUUUAGCACACAUUGUACAAUAUCAGUGCUUCAAUCAACACCUCGGAUGGAAAAUAGUUGUAUUCUGUCACCAUCUACAAAGGGUCAAAAGUCAUCCGUAAAAUCAGUUUCAGUUUCUGCAAAUCACAAAGAAGCCUCCUUGCAUUUAAUUGAAGAACCCAGGAAUGCUGAUAAGAGAUCAGUUCAGACCCAUGAUUGUGAGAACAUUUUGGCAACUAAUGUUGAUUCUAAAAAUAAACGUGACUCAAGAAGAAUGUCAAGUAAAGACAGAAAAAAUCGUCAAGAUGAAAACAAAGAUUUAUUUGUUGUGUCACCACCUAUUUUUUUGGAUACAAAACCAUCUAUGUUAGAAAAUUCUCAUGUAACUACUGACCAGAAAAGAAAGGCCUACACAUUUGAAAAUUCAAUACAUACGUUGCCUUCAAGUACAAAGAUUUCUCUUAAGACCAAAAAGAGGUUAAACUUUGAAGAGAAAGAUGUUUUGAAGGAAAUAGAAUUGGAGAAUAUAGUAUCAGAAAGGCCACAAAUUUUUAAGGAAACAGAAUUGGAGAAUAUAGUAUCAAAAAGGCCACAAAAGAGGCCACUGUCAGGAACAUCUCAGAAAACAACUCAAGAUUCAGAAUAUGAAAUUCCGCCACAAACUAAAAAAAGUUUUUCAGCAUUGUUUUUAGAAACUGUUAAAAACGGUGAAUCCAGUCCUGUUGUUAAGCAUAUAGUGACUGAACCACCUCAUUCAUCUCCUGUAAAUGAUUUGAAGCUGUUAGAGGAUGAAUUUGUAAUUGAUGAAUCAGAUAAAAGUAUGGCCAGUCUUUCAUGGAUUACUAUACCAAGAAAGUCUGGGCCUCUGAAACAGUGCACUAUGUCCCGUCUGCUAAGAGCAAUACGACUAUUACUUCAAAAUCUGCAAAAUCUAAAAUGCCUCUCUGUAAAUAUGAGGAAAUCUUCUAGAAGCCAUAGGACCAUGAAAGAAAACCAGAAAAGCAAUUCUAAAGUCAAUAUAGUUGAAGAACAAGUUGAUGUUGAACAGCCUAAAGAUACAAAGACUAAAGAUAGGUCAAAUAUCACUCAAGACAAGUUACAAAGAAAUUCAGACGUACAUGGGGAAGAGUUUGAAGAGAUGAGAAGUGAUCAUAUUUCUCCAAAACAGCUGCAGCCUCUGUGGGUUUUCUGGCUUUCUUCUUUAGGAAGCAAAAAAAACAAGACCAGUGUUUCUUAUACAAAGAAUAAGAAAGAGAGAGUAUCCAAAAAUAAGAAUUUUUCUAAUAGUUCCAGUAAGAACAAAUUUGCAUCUGAAGAAGAAACUUCGACGAUCACACGAAGUCGAAGACUUUCCAUGCCUCCUUCUGAUUGGUGGGUGGUAAAAUCACAGCAAAGUACUGUUUCUGGCAAUCCUUCUCCAGUAGUAAUUGAAUUGCCUUUGUAUCACAACAGAAGAAAAAAAUCUGCUAAUAAAGUAAAUAACUCAUCCAAGCAUAUUCAAAAAAAGGCUGUUCCACUCAAACAACAGAAGAAAAACUCACAACGUAGUUCAAGAGCACAGAAAGUUUUAAAUGCUAACAAUUCCGGACAAAUUACUCAUCAUGAUACAAUUUCCACUUGUCACCAGAAGUCUUUGGAAAGCAAAGAAGAGCUGGCUGAGCAGAAGUUUAAUAAUUCUGGUCAUAGAGGAAAAGUAAGCUCAAAGGAUCAAGAUAGUAUUGCUACAAAAAAUGUUCAUCUAAAGUCUCAAACCAGUGGAUACACAUGCAUGACAUCAGCAGAAUCUAAGUCAGAUUCUGAAGAAUUUAUGACUCCAGUUUUUGAAAAAAGUGGACCUUCUAGGAACAGUAAAAUUUUAAGGUCUGCAAAGUAUAAUUACCUGCAUGUGGAUGAUAAUGAAGUUUUGGAAAAUUCUGAUGACUCAAAGGUAAAGAAAUUUGAAGACACUUCAGAAGGCAAAACACAUCAGAAAUUAAUAUUUCCCUCCAACAGUCCAAAUGUUCGCAGGACAAAGAGAAUACGAUUGAAACCUUUGGAAUACUGGCGAGGAGAGCGGGUAGAUUAUCAAGUAAGGCAAUCAGGAGGAUUUGUGAUCAGUGGAAUAUUAUCUCCAGAUAAAGCACCAUCCAAAAGGAAGGCAAAAGAAAACGUGGUAAAAGUCAACAAAAAAGAUAAUAGGAAAAGGAUCUGUCUUGAUAACGACGAAAGAAAGAAAAAUUUAAUUGAAAAUUUGAAGAUAGAGCUAGGAGAUCCUUUGCAGCCAACGAUGGUAAAAGACCCAGAAACUAGAGAGAUUAUCCUCUUAGAUCUUGUGAGGCCACGAGAUACCUAUCAAUUUUUAGUUGAGCAUGGUGAGUUGACAGUAUUUAAAACAUUGGAUACACCUUAUUUUUCUACUGGAAAGUUGGUAUUAGGACCACAUCAAGAAAAGGGAAAGCAACAUGUUGGCUCAGAUAUAUUGGUUUUUUAUGUUAAGUGUGGUGAUCUUUUAUGUACCUUACAUGAAACACCUUAUGUAAUGACAACUGGGGAUUCAUUUUAUGUUCCUUCAGGUAAUUAUUAUAACAUCAAAAAUCUUCUGAAUGAGGAAAGUGUUCUUCUUUUUACCCAAAUAAAAAGUUGAAGCAAAGUUCAGAAGCACAUAUGUAUGUCUGUGUGUAGAUAUGAUACAUUUGUGAGUAUCUGAUACAUAAGAACGCAACAUUUGUACAGUGGGAUAUUUUCCUUUGUAAUUAUUUUUGAAGUUCUAAAAUAAAACUUUUAUUUGCCUUUGUA
Messenger RNA from Suncus etruscus (white-toothed pygmy shrew), 3011 nucleotides. It is a transcript of the gene CENPC, whose product is annotated as centromere protein C. NCBI's taxonomy places the organism in Eukaryota, Metazoa, Chordata, Mammalia, Eulipotyphla, Soricidae. Gene Ontology annotation, molecular function: centromeric DNA binding. Gene Ontology annotation, cellular component: kinetochore. The record is from RefSeq and is a predicted model, not a curated record. Gene Ontology annotation, biological process: spindle attachment to meiosis I kinetochore; kinetochore assembly; attachment of mitotic spindle microtubules to kinetochore.